GACGCCUCAUUUAGUGAAGCUCGAACCCAGACAUAUGUCUACGAUCAUGCAGAGGCUCACGCAGCUGGGCAUGCGCACGUCCCGCGAAUUCCGCGUGUCCUGGAUACCUUCUCAAAGAACCGAACGUACAUUGUCAUGGAAUACGUUCCCGGGAUCACGGUUGAUGCAUGGAUCAAUCAAGCGGAACCAGGCGAGGAAUGAAAGGCAUGACGUCGACAAGCCGUCGAGAGCGUUGCAGAGGCGCUGCGUUGGUUGCUCGAUGAUAUGCCUCUUCCUGGGGAUGGGGUGCUGGGUCCAGUCGGAGGAGGGAACGUCCGUCAUUGCUUCUAUGGGCAGGAUUGGGAUGCAGAGAUGGGUUUCAAAGAUGCGAAAGCUGUGGAGCGGCACGCAAACACGUCCCUUGUUCACUCUGCCAUGAGCCCCCAUAUCACGCCAAUCAAGCUUGCAGGCGAAGAGUUACGUUGGUAUCACUCAGACGUCUCCGCUUCCAACUUUUUUAUCGAUACAUCUUCGCCCGAUGAUCAGCUUCAGAUAUGGAUGGUAAACUUCAACCUCGUGGGUGUCCUACCAUCGUCUUUUGCCAGUUACUCUAUGCAUAACUAUCGUGACAUGUUUGGCCGAGAUGUACUUGCGCUCGUUCGAGAACGAACGUCAUGUGCGAUCUCGCCAAACUUGCGGAUGAUGAGCGUUGCGUCUGGUCUCCUCGUUAUGGUUGGUGACCCGUCGCUUGGUUUGAAUGAAGAAGGACAGGACAGGGAAGGGCCAAACACCAAGCGUAUAAAACGCGCAAGGAAGAAGUUCCUUGAGAAGAAGCCAGAGUUUCGUGUCUACUUACCUGAUGUCUUAGAUUAG
This is a messenger RNA of Coniophora puteana RWD-64-598 SS2, 852 nucleotides long. RefSeq lists its product as uncharacterized. Bases 265 to 852 code for a protein of 195 amino acids. The record is from RefSeq and is a predicted model, not a curated record. Lineage: Eukaryota; Fungi; Basidiomycota; Agaricomycetes; Boletales; Coniophoraceae. The transcript has 3 exons.